UAAAAGUUACCAAAUAAUGUUUCUUUGGUUCCUCCAAAGUUUUUCAACCAAUGUUGUCAGUUUGUUAACAGUUACAUUUCACUUGGAUUAUUAUUAAAUGCUGUUUUGUAAUUUGUAAUCUUCCCGUUUUAAUGGACGAUGUUGUAAAUUAUAUCAUCUUUUGAGCGAACAAAUUUUCGGAAAAGAUUUUCUCUUGUAAUUUAACCGUUUGAUUCCAGGAUUGACUUGCUUUUUCAUCGAAGAAAACAUUUCUUCUUGUUGUGAUUCAUCUAAUUAAUCGGAUAAUUUUUGCUUUAAUGACUCGAUAACCAUGCCGAGUAAUAACAAAGUGAUUACCAGUGAUUUGGAGAAACUAAUUGGUGAAAGAGAUUAUCUUAAACGUGAAGUAAAUCGUCUUGAGAAUGAAGUUUCUAGUCUAAUUAAGACAAAACAUGAAUCGGAUCAAUUGUGUUACCUUCUUCUCAGUGAAAAAGAAAAUCUCAUUUCAGCUUACACUGAUCUUGAAACUCUUUACAAAUCAUCUCAAAGUGAAUUAAUGUCUUUAAAAAAUGUCUUGAUUCACCAGCAAACCUCUCAUCAAAAGAUGAAUAAUGAUGAUUGUGGCCCAUCUCAUCCUGAUUUGAUGAUGGAAAUGUUGCGUUCCAAUUCCGAUUCAUCUUUAGCUGCUCCAACCAAAAUGAAUUUACACUCGGAACAAAAAAACCUGUUAAAUCAGAGUAAAUGUUUGAUGAAUGUGUCAACCCAAACGGACUUGUUAAAUGGAUUAGAAUCACUGUUAAUUCCAUCAACAAUUGAAUUUCCUGGUUGGAAUUAUGAUCAACUUCCACCUCCACCAUCACCAAGUGAACCAACAUUGAAUGACGAAUCAUCUCUAUUAAUUGAUAAAAACGAUCAACAGAAACUUGAAUCUGUAUCAACAAUUUCCCGUGAAGCAUUUCAAGGAAUCAAUCAGAUUCUUUUGGCUCAUGCACUUGGCCAGUUAACCGAUGAAGAGGAUUCACAGGAAGACGAUGAGGAUGAGCUAGAUGAAGAUGAUUACGAAGAUGAUGAAGAUGAUAUCCUCGAGGAGUGUGAUGCCAUUGAAUAUGCGGAUGUUUCCUUAACUCGGAGUUCACCAAACCACAGUCUUGGCCUUUGUCUCUCUUCGGACCAUCCACUAGCCUUAAAUGAAAAUGAACAGAAUCACCAAUAUCAGAAAGCACAGUAUUCGCAGGGGAAUGCCAAUUCUUUAUCAUCUUCAUCCUCAUUCGAUCACAAUCAGGGCAAUGGGCAUAGAGUUGAAGAAGAGAGCCAACAAUCAAAGGUUGCCGAGCAAAAUGAUAACAACGAGUCCAGUAAUAUUAGGCGAAGUGAGGUCUAUAUAAGUCUAUUGGAGCCUGGCGGACUAGCUGAGCGCUCUGGUUUAAUCAAAAUCGGUGACCAAAUUUUAGAAAUCAAUGGGUCUGAAGUUGCCAACCUGGAUGAGGCUAAAUCAAUUCUUUCUCGACGUGAAAUAAGUUCAUUUAGUCUACUCAUUGGUCGACCUAAUAUUAAUCAUGAUCAUUCCAAGUGUUGCGAAAGAUCCUUAGCCAAAAGAUUAGCACUAUUUGAGUCCAGUGAAGGAGGUGAUGUUAAUCAUGUUUCCAUUGUUGAUUGCAGUCAAGAGUUUUAUAUACUGUCAUUGGAUCCAAAUAAGGGUAAACCAGAGAUAGGCAAUAAUUACGCGCUUGCAUCAGUAGUCAAUGAUCAGGGUAAUAAAAGCUCUUCAGGAAUAUCCAAUGGUGUUUAUGAUGGUUAUACGGGUCAAUAUAAAGAUGAAAAAGACAGUGGAAUGGGCAAAACUGAUGCAGAGUCAGCCAAUGAUACUUGCUCAACUGAUCAUGAGUUAACUGGAUCUGAUAAAAUUAGAUCUAAUGAACCAUUAAGGGGACCAAACUUUUCUGGCCAGGGAUCGGCUUCAUAUUCAUCUGAAAAUUCAUUGGAAGGAAAAAGACAAAUGUUAUCACAUGAGAAAUAUCGAGAUAUGUCCAAUAUACAGCAAUAUCAAUCUGAAAAGAUUAACCAACAGCCAAUACCUGAAGCAUCACCUUAUAGUGAAAUUGAUAAUAAUAACAAUGAUGGGAAAACUGGAGCCAAUGGAGCAGUUUACGAUGAACAUUGUCAUUAUGCAUCAACCGAGAUAGUUUCAACACCUACUCAACCACCAAAAAAUGUUUUCAAACCCAAACCAAGUCCACCAGAAGUAAAUUCAAAGCCGGUCUCAAAACUACCAGCAGCUAAACCAGGAGCUGAUUUAUUACCAGAAAUGCAUCCAUCAGAGAAGAAAGAAUCGAUCAAAAGAUGGAUCAAAAGUGGAUUACCCACAACUUUGCCACCACCACCAACAUCGUCAGUAACAAAUAUGUCGAACCGUCCAUCAUCUUUUAAACCAGGAUUAACUGCAAGAUCGCCAAUGGAAAAUAAACAUUUGAUUGAAACAGAUGAGGUUACCAAAAAUACAUCUAGAGAUCAUCUUAUAUCAAAUACACCAAAUCUAAAGACUUUUAGUAAUAGCAAACAAGAAAAAUUGAAUAACAAUCAAAUUGGAAAGGAAGAUAAAGAAGUAACUACAGAAGAGAAAGGAACUCAGAUAGAGUCUGAUGCUGCUAGCCUUAUGAGUUGCGAAUCUUGUCCUACCUGUUGUAAAUCGUUGAAAACAACGGAUGAUAAAGGGUUGCAACACCUUGAAACUUUCCAGCCUUAUCAAAUGCAUCUUGGUAGACCAAUAUUGAUUCCUGGCGUGAUUGAAAAUAAGCGUACACCUAAUUUGCCUAUUCCAGUAAAGAUUCCAGUAGUUCCCAAUUUAUCAUCCAAUAAUACUGCCAGUAAUAAUAACAAGCAUGUUAAUAAGAAUACUCGGGAAGAGAAGGAAAACAUCUACAGUACAAUAGGACCGACGACGACCAUGUAUACCACCAAAGCCAAUCUUGAACACACCAUAAAGCUUCAACAAGAAAUGUUACGUCAAGCGAUGGUCCAGCAACAAAAAAUAAAACCAGUGAAAAGUCAGGCCAGAGGUUUUGAAUCAAAUAGUCACAAUAUCAAUGGAACAAACACUUCUCAUCAGGAAAGUUCACCAGCAAGUUAUUAUCAUCGACCAAACAUGGUGCAUCCUGCUAGUCAUAUUAACACACGACCCACAAUAGUAUCAGUAAAUAGUCCAACUAACCCGUCCAGGUAUUUCCGUCAUCUUGGAAAGAUGGUAAAUUCACCGUCAUUAUCUAAGUUUAAAGAUAAGGUUACUGGUAAUAAUAUAAUUCUCGGUCCAUCCAAUAUUGGGUACAAAAAUGAUACAAAUAGGAAUGGUAAAGAGAUCAAAAUAGAUGACCAACUUAAUUGUAAUCCAAACAAUGUAAAUAUGGAAUGGAAGGUGAAAAAGCGUCCAGAUGGAACCAGAUAUAUAACUCGCAAACCCAUUAGGAAUAAGAUAUUGAAAGAACGAGCACAAAUUAUUAACCAAGAACGGCUAGGAUUAACAACGGAUGACGAUGCAAUGUCCGAAUUAAAAGUGGGCCGUUAUUGGAAUAAAGAUGAAAGAAAAAAGCAUUCUGAAAGAGCAAAAGAUCGAAAGAGGAAAGAAAUGUUAUUGCGACAAAUUAAAAUGUGUGCCGUUAGAGAGCAUUCAGAGGAAAGGGAACCAAGAGUUAGUAAAUUUAUAGAGCAUACCUCGCAUCACGGUGGUGGUGGCGGCGGUGGGGCAGGAAGUAGUGGUGGCAAUCACUCCUCGUCUGGAUCUAGUGGGUCCAAUGCUAAAAACCGAGCAAUUAGAGAAACAAUUAAAGGUUGUGUCAUUAAAGGCAAUGUUUUAACAGAUAAGCCUACUCAUGGUUUAGUAAAGCAGUCAACAAGCAUUGUGACUCAAUCACAUGGUCAUGGGGUUAAGUUAAAUGGACCAAUAAACAGAGCUCCAAGUAAAAAUCAAAUUAAUGAAUUAUUAACGGUUACUACGGUUUGAUGAAACUUUACCAUUGUCAUUAUCAACUUAAAAACAAUAAUUAGGUUGCGAGUUGAUGCACUGCGAAAAUAUCCCAACUCGGUAAUGUAAUGAUUUCAACUUGUAAUGUGGUUACUUUGCCAAUCAAAUGUAAUUUAUCAACAAAAUGUUCACUUAAUUAUAAUCAAUUUAUAUCACCUUUAAAACUUAUUAACAAAUGAUGAUUAUUUAUUAAAAUUGUAUUAUUGUCAUCUCAAGAGGCUUUUUGGUAAAUAAUUGGAUAAAUAAAUAUGUUUAAAUAAAACACUUUGAU
Messenger RNA from Tetranychus urticae (two-spotted spider mite), 4265 nucleotides. RefSeq lists its product as uncharacterized. Gene Ontology annotation, molecular function: protein binding. The record is from RefSeq and is a predicted model, not a curated record. NCBI's taxonomy places the organism in Eukaryota, Metazoa, Arthropoda, Arachnida, Trombidiformes, Tetranychidae.